AUGGUUCUCUCAAAACGAAAACGCGCUGCAUCCAUAUCCAGCGAAGACGAUGACUCUUUUGAGAUUGUAUCUGCUGGUUCAGACGACGACAUGGACAUGGAUAUUUCUUCUGCACUGACUGGGAAGGCUUCCAAAAAGAAAGCCAAAAGCGACAACGAACUUCACGAAGAGGACGAUGAAGAUCUGGCUAAUUUCAUCAAAACGUCUAUAACAAAGCGAGAUGUUAAACAAGGUGCCCAAGUAAUCAAACAGGCGAAGGGCAAAGCAGGGGUGGCCAAGGGAGAAGUGGGCGGAGGCAGUUUUCAAAGCAUGGGUCUUCAUCCCUCUCUUUUGCGCUCCUUGACCCUCCAGGGAUAUCGGAUACCGACACCCAUCCAACGACUGUCAAUUCCAGCACUUCUCGAAAACCCUCCUCGAGAUCUUGUCGGCAUGGCUAGAACUGGUUCAGGAAAAUCUCUGGCCUAUAUGGUACCCCUUGUCCAACGGCUAGGUGGAAUUCAUCAGACCACAUUCGGAGCACGAGCUCUCAUUCUGCUACCAACUCGUGAAUUGGCGGUUCAGAUCCUCAAGGUCGGAAAAGAGCUGGCUCGGGGCUGGCACGCGAAGGGGGACCAUGCUGGAGAUAAAGAAGGCGAGUCCUCGAAGGGCCAGUCUCUUCGCUGGGGUCUUGUAGUCGGAGGAGAGGGCUUGGAUGAGCAGUUCGAGAUGAUCACCAACAACCCCGAUGUUAUCAUCGCAACCCCGGGUCGCCUCCUUCAUCUGGUUGUCGAAAUGAAUUUGGACCUCAAGUCAAUUCAAUAUGUUGUCUUCGAUGAAGCCGACCGACUGUUCGAAAUGGGUUUCGAAACCGCGAUGAACGAGCUCCUCCACCGACUCCCUCCUUCCAGACAGACCAUCCUCUUCUCCGCCACACUCCCCAAAUCGUUGGUCGAAUUCGCCAAAGCUGGCCUUCAAGACCCCAAGCUCGUUCGGUUAGAUUCCGAAAGCAAAAUCAGCUCAGACUUGAAGAUGGCGUUCUUCUCUGUUAAACAAGCUGAAAAAGAAGCAUGCUUGCUCACUCUCCUCCGAGACGUCAUUAAAGUGCCUCUCGGGGAGAAUAAACUAGAAGACGAUGACGGUGACAAGGACAAGAAAAAGAAGGGAGGCAAGAAGGCCAAGGUUGCACCCCACGCCCUUGCGCCACACCAAACCCUCAUCUUCGCCGCAACAAAACACCACGUUGAGUACCUAACCAACCUCCUAAUAACAGUCGGCUAUUCGGUUUCGCACAUCUACGGUUCCCUCGACCAAGUUGCUCGAAGCAUCCAGAUGGACAAGUUCAGGAAAGGCCUAACCAACCUCCUCGUUGUCACCGACGUAGCGGCGCGUGGUAUCGAUAUCCCUGUCCUUCAAAACGUUGUCAACUACGACUUCCCUCAUGGAGCCCGCGUCUUCGUGCAUCGAGUUGGUCGUACGGCCCGUGCCGGUCGCCCAGGUUGGGCAUGGUCUUUUAUCACGAACUCUGAACUUCCCUAUCUCCUCGACCUCCAACUCUUCUUGGCACGACCUCUUGUCAACACAGUCCCCGGCGAUGAGGACCACUUUUACACCGAGAAUCUCGUACUCGGGACGUUCGGACGCGAAACCCUCGACGAGGAGGUUGAAUAUACGCGCUCACUAGACGACGUCAACCACUCGUUGCCUUCCCUUCGACAGGUCAUGAUCCGUGGCCACACCUUGUACGAGCGAAGCAAGGGCAAAGCCAGUCCGGCAAGCUAUAAACGAGCCAAGGAGAUGAUGAAGGAUCCCAAAUGGCUUUUGGCUGGUUCGGAUUCGAGCAUACAUCCGGUAUUGUUGCGCGGGUCUGGCGCGGAGGAUCAACGAAAGCUACAGGAGGCUCGUGCCAAUUUACUGCGAGCGGUUAGCUCAUUCAAGCCUUCCGAAACCGUGUUUGAGGUUACGCACAAGGGCAACGCGGAGACUGCUGCUCUUAUGAAAGAAAGGCGGAAAGCCUUGAGCAAGUCGAUCGAGCGUUCGGAGGCGAUGAAGAUGUCUGCAAAGGAUGGCAUCGACUUUGAUGGGGAGGACGAAGAGGUAGAGCAGCGCGAUACGAAGGACGUGGAGAUGGCAGACGAAGAGGAUAUCGCGGCCGUCUUCAACACCGAUUCCAAGAAGAAGGGCAGUUACCGCGACGAAGAGUUCUAUCUCUCAUAUACUCCCAAAGAUGCAGAUACCGAACGAGGAUACUCUUUGAACGAUGGCGCGUCUUCAUUCGCGAGGCAAGCACAGAACGUCGCUUUUGACCUCGAAGGCGACGAUGGAGACGGUCUCCGCAAACGAAACAACACCCUCACCUGGGACAAGAAGAAGAAAAAGUUCAUAAAGGGCGACGGUGUAGGAGCUGACAAUGUGAAGAUGAUUCGGACGGAAAGCGGUGCCAAACUUCCGGCGACGUAUCGGAGUGGUCGAUUCGACGAAUGGAAAGCUAAACACCGCGUCAGCCUCCCUAGGGUCGGUGAAGUUGAGAACAGCAGUGGUUCCCGUGGGCGGGUAUUUGGGGGAAAGAAGUACAAGCACAACCAGAUCACAGCGCCGAAGCCUCUGGACAAGUUGGACAAGAACUACGAGCGCAAGUUGAAGAAGAGGAAGGAGAAGGAGGCUGCUGGGAUGGAAGAGGAGGGGCCCUCACAACCAACACUACCUGGAAAGAAGGGCAAGAAGGGGUCUGCCCCAAGUCGCCGAUAUGGCGGCAAGUCCUUUGGGAAGGUCAAGUCCGAGCUCAAGACUGUGGACCAAAUCAGGAAGGACCGCAAAAUCAAGGAGCAGCGCAAGGCCAAAAACGCCAGGCCCUCGAAGAAGAGCAGGCGGUAA
Messenger RNA from Coprinopsis cinerea okayama7#130, 2850 nucleotides. Its product is annotated as ATP-dependent RNA helicase DBP10. Gene Ontology annotation, molecular function: ATP binding; RNA binding; RNA helicase activity. Gene Ontology annotation, cellular component: nucleus. The coding region runs from base 1 to 2850 and encodes 949 amino acids. The record is from RefSeq and is a predicted model, not a curated record. The transcript is spliced from 5 exons. Lineage: Eukaryota; Fungi; Basidiomycota; Agaricomycetes; Agaricales; Psathyrellaceae.